Homarus americanus (American lobster) is the source of this 2684-nucleotide messenger RNA. Its product is annotated as cubilin-like. NCBI's taxonomy places the organism in Eukaryota, Metazoa, Arthropoda, Malacostraca, Decapoda, Nephropidae. The record is from RefSeq and is a predicted model, not a curated record. Bases 98 to 1813 code for a protein of 571 amino acids. The transcript is spliced from 12 exons.
UAGUGAUGACAGUAGUGGUGGCAGUGGUAGCAGUAGUGGUGGCAGUAACACAUGACUGGCCCGGGUUUGUUUAUCAACAGGGUGCCAGAAGAGGUUUAUGACCCGGCCGGGUUUUUACGUCGAGGGAGAACCAGCAACACCUACCUGGCCUUCUGCAGUGUGCGGCGGGACGAUAGAUACCAGUCAGCACCACACAGGAGUCCUCACGUCGCCUGGCUACCCUGACCACUACCCCGAGGACACCACCUGCGUUUGGUCCAUCAAGACGCCACACAACGAGAAGAUCGAGCUACAGUUCUGGGACUUCGACGUGACGGGGUCUGAGGGCUGCUCCGGCGACUAUGUGAGUGUGGCUGCCAGUGUCUCCGGGGAGGAAGAGCGGUACUGCGGCUCCCAUAGUCCUGGCACCAUCACCUCGGAGGGCGACACACUCAUCCUCACUUUCGCCUCUAACGCCAAGGGCUCCUGCAGGGGGUUCAACGUCACCUACUAUGUCAGGGAAGAGACGCUAUCGUGCGGAUCGACCACUAAAGCGCUGGAGUUCACCUUCGUAUCACCGUCCUACCCCGCGACCGUAGGCAACGACUCCCUCGAGUGUUCUGUCACCAUCGACCACAGCUGCGAGUCCCCUAUAUGUCAGCUCAGGUUGGACUUCGACGAGUUCCAGCUACAGCCGCCGUACUGGGGCGAGUGCAAAUACGACCGCUUCUACUCCCAGAGUGCCGUGCCUCUCCCCUUCCUCUGUGGCAUCAACAACGGCUCCCACAUGUACGUGAACGUGGAAGGUCGCAGCAAGACGGAGCUGACGUUCAUGUUGCAGCAGCUGGAGUAUUACCUCUACCACUGCUACGACAUCUACGACGCCACCACCUCACACACCCACCAGGAGGGUGACGCCGCCGAUGCCCCACAACCACACCUACGUCGGAGGAGUCGCAGGUCCCCCGCUCAUCACCACGACCUUCAGGCCGCCCAAAGAAGAGAUGGGGAGAUCAUCACAGAGGGUGAGGAACUACCCCUUCCCAGACAGGAUUCCAGCUCAACCUUCACCUCACAGACAUCGGAGAGCACCACCACCACCACCACUACCACCACCACCACUCCCACCACCCCUGUCCCCACCACCACUGAGAAGGACGCCACCGUGGCCCUCUACAACUACGAUGAGGCAAACAUUCUGAGCUUCCCCACCAGGAGGGCGUGGAGCGUCCGCGUCACCCAGAUCCCCUGUGACUGUCCCAAGUCCCGAGUCCCUAAAGCGCCAGUGGGUUGCCUCCAGUACUACCAGGGUCUGACGGGGAACUUCAAGAGCUUCAACUUCGAUGGUGUCGGCUGUUACUCUGAGGACCGCUGGUGUGACUUCUCCACCAUCAAGCAUCCCUCUGACUGUGACAUCCGGGUCGGCUAUACGGGCCACUACAACAACCUGGACUACAGCAUAUGUGUGGAGCCAGAGUCUGGGUUCUGUGGGAUCCAGUACCAGCAGAUGGGCAAGACCGGCUUCUCCCUCACCAAUGUCACCACCUACAGGGACGACGCCCUUGUCUCUCUCGCCGAGGUAGCUGACUCCGGCUGCAUGUCUGACUACCUGUGGGUGCCAGGAGCUGAGAAUGACCACGGCAGUGACACAUACGAGCGCUUUUGCGGCACCAAGCUAGGCACCGCCAGGAAGUGGGGCACCGUCACUAGCUAUUCCAAACCCUUCACUGUUCGGAUGGUCACGGACGCGGACGAGUUUAGUCUAGUGCAUGACUACAUGAACCGCGGUUUCCAUCUUUCUUAUUCCCAGAUCCCCUGCAAGCUAUCAGGAUAGUGUGUCAGCUGCCACGAUAGUAUUAACACUGUCACGAUAGUAUGCAAACUGUCAGGAUGGAGUGUCAGAUGUCAAGAUAAUGUAUGAGUUAUCCAGAUAGUUUUCAAUCAGUCAGGAUAGUAUGCAAGCCAUCCGGAUAGUGACCAACGUGUCUGAUAAUUCCUUGAUCCACCUUCUAACCAGUGAUGGUACAUCGCCACUGCUAUUACUCCAGAUGGAUGCUAAACUUCGCCUCUCUAAUGACUUUUGGUGGAUUUUUAUGCUGGAUAAUUAAGAAUAUUGAUCUUUUAAAAGGAUUCUAAUUCCACAACAAAUGAGUAGCUGUAACUUUUAUAAUCUAUCUGAACCACAACUCUACAUGUUCUCAGUCUCUUUAUACUCUUCAUCGUUAGUCAGUUUACUAGCUGACCUCAGUUAGACUUACUGAAUUAAGUGUGUGUCAUCAGCCUCAGACUGGCCUGAGUCAGUCACUCAGUCAGCCUCAUCUUAAUGUUGUCCUUUCAAGAUCAAUCUCAUCUCAGAAUCCGCCGUGACUGAAGCAAAUUGAGGGUAUAUGCCAAGCCAGACGAUGUGUCAGCCAAGAUGAAGAUGUGAAGCUAUUAAUGUUGUGGUUAGUUAAAAAUAUCAAUAAGUAUUUUUUUGUGGUAAAUAACCAUAUUGUUCUAGUGGGUGAUAGUAUAGGUAACAUUAAGUAGUGAUGAUAUUAGUGUGAUUGUUAUGUCUAAUAUUACCAGUCAGUUCUGCUCUUAUGUACAGUCAGUAUUAACCUUUAAUAAAAGUAUGCUGUUUGUUAUCCUGUUUUGUCUCGUACAACUUAGUGGUGCCCUACGAAGUGUUGGGAUAUUGCACAGUAAAAUAGUGUACCAUGAUA